AUGAGCCUCAUAAAUCAUAAGAAAAUUCAUAGAAAGUAUUAUCAAGUUGAAGAUAAAACUGAUACUAGCUUUUCCACCAAUAUAGAUGAAAGUACGGAUAAUGAUAUUUCUAAUGAACCAGAUAUCAUAAGCAAACAAAAUAAUAAAAAGAAUAUUAUUGUCAAUUGCAAUUCAAUAUAUAAGAAUCAAGAUAGUGCUAAUAAGUCAUAUCCAGUAUUUGAUGCACAAAAAAUUAAGUUGGAUCUUACAUGCGAUGAUCAAGAGACCACUGAUGAAUCUGAUUCAAUGUUUGAUGAUCAAGAGACUAUUAAUGAAUCUGAUUCAAUAGUCGAAAAUAGAGAGAAUAUCAAUAAAUCUGAUUUAAUAUUAAAUAACCAAGAGACUUCCAAUGAAACUAAUUCAAUAUUUGAUAAUUACAAGACUAAAAAUGAAUUGAAUUCAAUAUUUGAUAAUGAUGAAGAGAAUGCUAAUGAUUUAAACGAAAUAUUUGAAGAGGAUAUAUUAGAAGAUUCUAAGGAGACCGAGGAUGAACUCUGGAGCAAUGAUAGUAAACACGAUAAUAUAGACUUCUCUAAUGUUGAAAGUCUUCAUUUCUUGGAUACUUUAAAGAAAAAUCGUGUAAAAUUUUCUUCCACUCCUGUUGCACAA
Dentiscutata erythropus is the source of this 648-nucleotide messenger RNA. NCBI's taxonomy places the organism in Eukaryota, Fungi, Glomeromycota, Glomeromycetes, Diversisporales, Gigasporaceae. The record is from the annotation of a GenBank genome assembly.